AUGCUUAGCAAAAGAAUGGGUGAGUCGUUCAAGAAGCCCCUGAAAAAAGGUCUGAAAUGCUUCAGGCACGUCGAAUGCUCACUACAAUCUCGGAAGAUGUCUCUCUAUUAUCCAUUUCCUUUGCGGAUUCUUCAUUCUUGUCAGUCUUUUCCACGUCAUUCCGUUCCUUUUCAUAGUGGUUUUCAGAUGACGGGCGUCGGUUCCAAUUACCUUUCCCACGACCCGCUUUCCAUGAGUUUCGCAUUCAUUUUCAUUCUGAAUUCACUAAUCUGCUGUGUCACUACAAGGUACUUCCAGACUAGCCGGAAAUUAAAACUCUCCCCCGUUUUCCAGAAACUUUGACCCGAUUUGUCUGCGAAUGUGUGUAUUUCUGUCGUUCCUGAUGACCUUCGCUUCCGGAUAUCUCGUCUACCAACACGCCAGUCAGGUGCCGUCCCCCUUCUUCCGAAUCACUCUUCAAUUUUCAUUCAGACGGAGCAAGUUUGCCUUCGGAAAUGCGUCCGCACGGAGGACUACUUCCACACCCAACUGGCGCUCAUCUGUGGUCUCCAAGGUAGUCGUCCCCCAACGGACCACUCCAAUCCGUCAUUUUCAGUGCUCAACUGUGUCAUUUCCGUGAUUUAUUCUGUUUUGUGUCUGCAAAAGUCCCCGAAGAGCCAGUCUUAUGACCGUGUGAAAGCUGAGCCCGAAGAGCUGCCAGCCACGAUUUGA
Caenorhabditis sp. 36 PRJEB53466 is the source of this 711-nucleotide messenger RNA. The record is from the annotation of a GenBank genome assembly. NCBI's taxonomy places the organism in Eukaryota, Metazoa, Nematoda, Chromadorea, Rhabditida, Rhabditidae.